AUGACUGCCACUGAAAGCAGGCCGCUUCUCGACAAAUACAUGAGCCUUGAUCAAGGCGAGCGAGUUCAAGUCUUGUACGUUUGGAUUGAUGGAACCGGCGAAUCCAUGCGUUGUAAAACGAAGACAGUAGAUUCCGAACCAUCGAGUCAUGACGAGCUCCCGAUAUGGAACUUCGAUGGUUCGAGCACAUACCAGGCUGAAGGUUGUAACAGCGACGUUUAUCUUCGCCCCGUCGCACUGUUUCGUGAUCCCUUCAGGCGAGGAAAGAACAAGAUCGUGUUAUGCGAGACUCUUAACUUCGAUCACAAGCCGGGAGUUUCGAACCAUAGGUUAUCCUGCAUACAAGCCAUGGACGAACCAACAGUCAAGGUUAGUUAACGUGGCGUUCGACACGUUGAUGUUGUUGUUAUUUUAAAACUGGCGAGCUUGAGCUACUUUUGGCAUAACCUUACUUUUUUAGUCGCUCUUUUCACGCUUUUCUUUGCCAUUUAAACUAUUCGAUAUCUCAGUGUGAAAAUGAAGAAAAUCUACACAGAAAAAGGUUCAUGUCAAAGCUUUAUUUAAGGAAGACUGUUUUUGUUCGUAGUAAAACGCCGUUCGGCGCCAAAAUUUGCGCGGCAAAAUUAAUUAACCAAGAAAAAUGCCAAGUUAACGCAUGACUUGACCCCUGAAAUGUUCAUGUAAUUGCUCGAAACUUCUGCGAAAGUCUAGCCCAGAGUAAUCUUGUCAUUCAAUGAAUCUACAUGGUUAUCUGAAGUGUUUUCACUGACAACGUAGACCUUGAACCCUUUUGAUUAUUAAUUUUGUUAUUAUGGUAAGGUAGUGUUUUCCGUCCCUGUCCCUCUUUCUUCCUGUCUUUCUCUCUUUCUUUCACAUCAUCAUUGAUUGUCGUUGUUGUUUUUUAAGAAACCUAAUGUUGGAUUGAAAAAUAGGUAGUUUGCCAAAAAAAAAUUAUCGAGUCGAUCAAUGAGCUUAUAAAAAUUAUUCGUACCAGUGUCAUGUUCCCAAGGUUAAAAGAGCUGCUAAAGAUCGUAGUUAUUGUACAGUGUGUUAUCGACUGCAGUGAACUCAUAUCGUUUUUAAUAGGUAGUGAAUCAAUUUCGUUUGUAGAGGUUUUUGUAGGUGGGUGGAAUGUUUACAUUUUCACAAUAAGCUGGGUAGCUUGCAUGUUUGGCGUUCUUAAGGCGUCGUUCGUCGGUGUGGUUUGACCGCUGGUACAGAAAUGUCGUUGUGUAAACGGAAAAAACGACAUCCCAUUACCACUACAUUAAUUUUAUUGUUAAGUGCAAACUUGUUAAGCAAUGAUCGUACUUAACUGUCGUAAUUUCCUUUCAUUGUCACCCGAAUUCCUCUGAUUUAAGCAGCUAAGGUGAUACCCUAAACAACAUCACCAAUAGUCCUAGGUAGCAUUGACCUCGUAUUUCAGUAGAUUUUUCAAACUCUUCAUUGGAACCUUACUGAUAUAAUAAAUACCUAUACUAAGGAAACUGUGGUCCAAUGAAAACUUUCUUUGUCCCAGUUAUGUAGGAACAGGUCCCUGAAAGAACAUAUUCCAUAACAAACAAACAGCUUCUCAGUCUCUUGGCUAAUCGUUGUGCCAAGUUGUAUUGUAAAAAUUCAGCUUUGCAUACUUGCCACAACACAUUUUUUUUCCUAUCAUAACUCAUACUUUCCUUAAAAUAUGAGGACAAGGUCAUUUUUUAAAAGUCAAUGACAAAAUGCUGCACUUAAGAAAAAAAACAAUUAUUUCCAAAAUUUUGUCAGCGUGUGUUGUGCACCUGCAUAAUGUUUCCUGAAUUCUUUGGGAAAAAAUAAAGCCAGUAUGGCAUAAUUUUACUUUGGGAGUAUGUUGACUUUACUUGAUUAAAUAAAAUUAAUGUUUAACAUUAUUGUUCAUCUUAGAGUUCCAAGCCUUGGUUUGGUAUUGAACAAGAAUACACAUUGCUGGACAAAGAUGGUCAUCCUCUUGGCUGGCCAAAAGGUGGGUUCCCUGGGCCACAGGGACCCUACUACUGUGCUGUUGGUACUGGAAAUGUGUUUGGACGUGACGUGGUUGAAGCUCACUAUCGUGCUUGCCUGUAUGCAGGUGUCAAAAUUGCAGGAACAAAUGCGGAAGUUAUGCCAGCUCAGGUCAGGACUGUUGGGUUUUAGAUCAAUUUAGCUGCCAACUUUGAAUUAUAUUCUAAGACAUUCAGAGAUUAGUCAGUUCUAUAGUAAAAUAUUGUAAACUUGUGGUCAUUUAGCAUGUAUAUACUACAAAUUGAGGGUCUGAGUGUCAAGACUUUGGACAGUGGUUAUGGUGGCAGUUAGAGCAUUUUGAUUCCUCUUGGCUAUAUAGUGAUACAGACUCGGCUAGAACUUAAAUAUAGAAACAAGCUACAAAUUAAGGCUGCAAUAAUUAUUAUUAAUGUAUCGACCACCCCUUCCACUGUUGGGGUAAAAUUUUGACAAAGGACAUGGCCUGGUGACCAUAAGACUAGCUAAAAUGGCGACAAAUAACAUUAAGAUCUGUUAAAUAUGGACAGGGACAUGGCGUACUCCACAAAAAUAACAGGAAACAACCAGAUUUGAAAUUCAGACCUCUUCAGGCCUCUUCCAUUCCUGACCAGCUGUGGUUGAAGCGUGUGACUUCAUGCUAGGCACCUUAGGCAAGGAUUGUAACAAAAAGGAGCAGAGGUUGGGUGUAGCUGAGUAUUUCGGAAGUAUAGCAAGAUAAUUCCACAACACGAAAAAGUAUUAUUGAAAGCUGUCACAUUGUCAUGCUGAACAUCCUUUUUUUUUUGUUUCCAGUGGGAAUACCAAGUGGGACCCUGUGAAGGAAUCGACAUGGGAGACCAGCUAUGGAUGUCCAGAUUUCUCUUGUAUCGUGUCUCUGAAGAUUUUGGUUACAAAGUUUCCUUUGACCCCAAACCCAUUCCUGGAGACUGGAAUGGAGCGGGAGCACACACCAACUACAGGUUAGUUGAAUUUUUUUAGUACCAUUUCUGGUCAAACAGCAAUUCCAUGUUUUGACGGGCCAGUAUGUUGUCCCUUUGGUAAUAAGCCCCCUAACUCAAAGGUAAGUAGAGUUUCCUGUAAAUGAUCUGCACUGCUCUGAUGUAUUUCUAUAGUUUCUCUUGGUCCCCCUUCCUCCCACCCCUUCCACAGUAACCUAAAAGCCAAAUUCUAACCUAAUCAGGGAAUCUAGAGCCACAGAUGUGUCACCCUCCCACUUAAGCCCCACUAUUAAAAUACAUAUUCUUCACACUUUUUCUGUGAUAUAGUUCCAGUGAAGAGAUUUUGCCAUAUAAUUGCAGUUAUAAGCUCCCCACCCCACGGAAACAGUUACUUGUCCCUUUUCAACCCACUCAUACCCCUUACAAAGUUGUUAAGGCCAGGGCCUUUGAGGAAAAUUUAAUAAUUUUUGCGAUAGCCUGAACCUUAUCUUAUUUCCUUCCUCCUUAGCACCCAAUCCAUGCGUGAAGAGGGAGGGAUAAAACAAAUUUAUGAAGCCAUUGAGAAACUCUCCAGCCGCCACACCUACCAUAUCAGCAUGUAUGACCCAAAGGGAGGAGAAGACAACAAGCGCCGUCUGACAGGUCGUCAUGAAACAGCCAGCAUCCAUAGCUUUUCACAUGGUGUUGCCAAUCGUGGUGCCAGUGUGCGAAUUCCACGCCAGUGUGCAGAAGAUGGUAGUGGAUACCUUGAGGAUAGGAGACCAGCCUCUAACUGUGAUCCAUACAGAGUUACCGAGGCUAUAGUCAGAACAACAAUCAUGGGAGAGACAGAUUAAGUUAUUUAAUGUAAUUGGCUGGCCCAAGUCUUGUAAACGGGAACUUUAGUACGAGUUAACAUAUUUAAUCACAAACAUGUUUAAUGCAUAUUAUUUUCACAUGUAAUUCCCCGGGAUUCUUUUGUUUUCAAGUCACAUCAAAAUCAUUUUGCCUGUUGCCUUACAAUAGUUAUUCCA
This is a messenger RNA of Porites evermanni, 3949 nucleotides long. NCBI's taxonomy places the organism in Eukaryota, Metazoa, Cnidaria, Anthozoa, Scleractinia, Poritidae. The record is from the annotation of a GenBank genome assembly.